This is a messenger RNA of Alosa alosa (allis shad), 2559 nucleotides long. It is a transcript of the gene crnkl1, whose product is annotated as crooked neck pre-mRNA splicing factor 1. The transcript has 14 exons. The record is from RefSeq and is a predicted model, not a curated record. The coding region runs from base 140 to 2452 and encodes 770 amino acids. Gene Ontology annotation, cellular component: U2-type catalytic step 2 spliceosome; post-mRNA release spliceosomal complex; precatalytic spliceosome. NCBI's taxonomy places the organism in Eukaryota, Metazoa, Chordata, Actinopteri, Clupeiformes, Clupeidae. Gene Ontology annotation, molecular function: protein binding. Gene Ontology annotation, biological process: mRNA splicing, via spliceosome; spliceosomal complex assembly.
UGUUACGUCACACGUUCGCCAAAGUGUAAUGGCGGAAACCUCACGCAUCGAAUACAUGAGAUAAGAUUUUGUUUUUGAAACGCUUAAUUAAUCGGUUAUUUGAUUGUUUUUUACUGCUGAUCUAUAACACAAUUCAAAAAUGGCGUCCACCGCCGCAGGAAAGCAGAGAAUACCUAAAGUUGCAAAGGUCAAAAACAAAGCCCCAGCGGAGGUACAAAUCACAGCUGAGCAGCUCUUGAGAGAAGCAAAAGAGAGAGAACUUGAGCUUCUGCCACCGCCACCAAAGCAGAAGAUCACUGACGAAGAAGAGCUAAAUGAUUACAAGUUAAAGAAGCGGAAGGGGUUUGAGGACAACAUAAGGAAAAACCGAACUGUCAUAAGCAAUUGGAUCAAAUACGCACAAUGGGAAGAGAGUUUAAAAGAAGUCCAAAGGGCUCGGUCUAUCUACGAGCGUGCUCUGGAUGUAGAUCACCGAAACAUCACCCUUUGGCUGAAAUAUGCCGAGAUGGAGAUGAAGAAUCGCCAGGUGAACCAUUCACGCAACAUCUGGGACAGAGCCAUCACCAUAUUGCCUCGAGUCAACGCAUUCUGGUACAAGUACACGUAUAUGGAGGAGAUGCUGGGGAAUGUGGCUGGCUGCCGACAGGUGUUUGAGAGAUGGAUGGAGUGGGAACCAGAGGAGCAGGCGUGGCAUUCUUACAUCAACUUUGAACUGCGCUAUAAGGAAGUGGAAAAGGCCCGUCUCAUCUACGAGAAAUUUGUUAUUGUACAUCCAGAGGUCAAGAACUGGAUCAAGUAUGCACACUUUGAGGAGAAGCAUGGCUACAUUGCCCAUGGAAGGAAGGUGUUUGAGAGAGCUGUAGAGUUUUUUGGAGAGGAGUACGUCGACGAACAUCUCUAUGUGGCAUUUGCGAGAUUCGAGGAGAAGCAAAAGGAGUUUGAGCGAGUCAGAGUAGUUUACAAGUAUGCCUUGGACCGGAUCCCCAAGCAGAAAGCUCAGGAGCUCUUCAAGAACUACACUAUGUUUGAGAAGAAGUUUGGUGACAGGAGAGGAAUUGAGGAUGUCAUUGUCAGCAAAAGAAGGUUUCAGUAUGAGGAAGAAGUCAAGGCAAAUCCCCAUAAUUACGACGCCUGGUUCGACUACCUGCGGCUGGUGGAAAGUGACGCUGACCCAGACGGUGUGCGAGAGGUGUACGAGCGAGCGAUUGCCAACAUCCCACCCAUCCAGGAGAAGCGUCACUGGCGCCGGUACAUUUACCUGUGGAUCAACUACGCCCUCUAUGAGGAGCUGGAGGUCAAGGACCCUGAAAGAACAAGACAGGUGUACCAAGCAUGUUUGGAGCUCAUCCCUCACAAAAAGUUCACAUUUGCCAAGAUGUGGCUGCUAUAUGCUCAGUUUGAAAUUCGGCAGAAAAAUCUUCAGGGUGCAAGGCGAGGCUUGGGUACAGCCAUCGGUAAGAGCCCCAAAAACAAGCUGUUCAAGGGCUACAUCGAGCUGGAAUUGCAACUGAGAGAGUUUGACAGAUGCAGGAAGUUGUACGAGAAGUACCUGGAGUACAGCCCAGAGAACUGCACCACCUGGAUCAAGUUUGCGGAGCUGGAGACUAUUUUGGGAGACAUUGACCGAGCUCGAGGCAUUUUUGAGUUGGCCAUUGGGCAACCCCGUUUGGACAUGCCUGAGGUGUUGUGGAAGUCAUACAUUGACUUUGAAAUCGAGCAAGAGGAGUAUGACAAUACAAGAGAACUCUACAAAAGACUGCUGCAGCGUACUCAACAUGUCAAGGUCUGGGUCAGCUAUGCCCAGUUUGAGCUGUCCAUUGACAGCGUUGACCGCCUGCAGAAGUGCAGGCAGAUCUACGAGGAGGCCAACAAGGGCCUGCGCAGCUGCGAGGAGAAGGAGGAGCGCCUGAUGUUGCUGGAGUCCUGGAGGGACUUCGAGCAGGAGUUUGGCUCGCUCACCACACGGGAGAGGGUCAGAAAGCUGCUGCCCGAGAAGGUCAAGAGAAGGAGGAAGCUGACUGCCGAGGAUGGGUCGGACGCAGGCUGGGAGGAGUACUACGACUACAUCUUCCCAGAGGACACGGCGAACCAGCCCAAUCUCAAGCUUCUCGCCAUGGCUAAGAUGUGGAAGAAGAAGCAAGAGCAGGAGGAGGAGAAGGACGAGGAGGAGAUGGAAGAAGGACAGGAGUCGGGCGAAGACCAGGAGAAGGAGUCAGACGAAGACCAACAGGACAAGGAGACGGAAAAGGAUAAGGAGAUGGAGGAGAGUCCUCUGGCCGGACCUAGCAAGGGCCGGGGGUCGCCACCAGCAGAGCCCUCAGAGGAGAACGGGUAUGAUGAUCGAGAUGACGAGCAGGAGAGCAGCAGCGAGACAGACAGCAGCAGCGACAGUGAUCAAGACGAAAAGAAGAAAAAGGAGGAGAAAAAGAGAUCCGAUUCAGAGGACGACUAAUUCUUCAGCCCUUUUCCUUCACAAAACAUGGACUUUUGGGACCCUAUAUACUGCUGAAAUUCAUUUCUAAUAUGUUUUUACAAGAAAAUAAACAAAGAAACAAUGUG